Cucumis sativus (cucumber) is the source of this 702-nucleotide messenger RNA. RefSeq names its product rhodanese-like domain-containing protein 4, chloroplastic. The record is from RefSeq and is a predicted model, not a curated record. The coding region runs from base 1 to 702 and encodes 233 amino acids. NCBI's taxonomy places the organism in Eukaryota, Viridiplantae, Streptophyta, Magnoliopsida, Cucurbitales, Cucurbitaceae. The transcript is spliced from 6 exons.
AUGGCGCAGAAGGACCUCGUGGAUGGACGGUUAUCACCAUUCUUCUUAGUCUUCAUGUUUUCAUUCAAGGAAAUGUUUCAGUAUAUUUUAGGAGGUUCUCACUUGGAUCUAUGUCUUGUGCAGAAUAGUGGACUUCCAUGGUUAACACCGAAGCCAGGUUUGAGUCUUAGCAGUCUAACAGAUGCCAUUGCUGGUGCAUUCGGUGAGGAUUCUGAAGGUCUGCCUGCUGUUGCUACUGCUGUUGCUGCAGCAGCUACUGGAUUAGGUUUAUUGGCUUUUACUGAGAUGGAAACGGUUCUCCAACUUCUGGGUUCAGCUGCAAUCAUUCAGUUUGUGAGCAGGAAACUCCUAUAUGCCGAGGAUCGGAAGAAAACAUUACAAGAAGUUGAUGAGUUCUUAAAUACAAAGGUGGCCCCACAAGAUCUUGUUGAUGAGUUGAAGGACAUUGGAAAGGCUAUAUUACCAUUACCUGCAACAGAGAAGGCGCUACCUGCACCAGCAGAGGCAGCUGUGGAGGCUGCAACGUCCAGUGACACCGUACAGAAAGCAGAAGCUGUUGUGGAGCCUGCUCUCGAGACAAAUUCGGUUGCUAAACAAGAAGUAAAGGCAGAAUCACUGCCCAAAAUCUCAAGGCCGCUUUCUCCAUAUCCUUCUUAUCCAGAUUUCAGGCCUCCGACGUCUCCUACACCGUCGCAGCCGUAA